Culex quinquefasciatus (southern house mosquito) is the source of this 1070-nucleotide messenger RNA. RefSeq lists its product as uncharacterized. NCBI's taxonomy places the organism in Eukaryota, Metazoa, Arthropoda, Insecta, Diptera, Culicidae. The record is from RefSeq and is a predicted model, not a curated record. The transcript is spliced from 6 exons. Bases 142 to 876 code for a protein of 244 amino acids.
UAGGCCUAGAAAAUAAGUCCGUUUUCUGUAAAUGUGAGCUACCGUGUAGAUAUGUAAACAAAAAACCCCCCGUUCGCUCGCAAACGCUGCUAACGCUCGCUUGAAAACAAUAAUUUGCUUGAACUGCGCACCAACACCAUCAUGCGCAAUCACUUCCGCUUGCUGCGAAAAAAUAGUCUGUGGCUGCCAGUGAACGAACAAGACGUGUGGUGGAGAAGCUCCACGCUGUGUGUCGAUCGGUUUACUGCGUGGACGGCGAAUCUGUCCGGUCGUCGAAACCGCGUGAGCGGAGAGAAACCCGCCGCCGGGGAUAAUAUCCGUUCCCGCACCCCCGAACAUCGCGACUUCACGACGUCGGCUUCGUUGAACCGCAGAUUGGGCCGGCCAAAUAGGAUUCGCUUCCAGAAAAACUCCACACGAAAAGCCACAACAUCCUGCUGCAGCGGUAAUUCCGGCGUGUUGGCCAACCAGCAAGGUCACGGCAAACGGAUCCCGCAUCGAAGAACAAGCCUGACAAAUUUGGGCACGGACGGAACAAAGACCGGCGGGAAAGAAAGACGCUCGACGGAGCGAAACACCAGUAGCACGACGAGCACGCGCGCAGGAGGACCCGAAUCGCAACGAAGAACCACAGAUCAGCGCGAUUCCGGCAGCAGACACGGGACGCAAGAGAAGCCCAGAGGUGCGAUUAAAAGCAGGAGCAGCCGCCAGAAGAUACACCGGCAUCGGCAGCUCACGACUCCCACAUCAUCGGGCUCGGCCCGAACGGAAUCCGCGCGGAAGAAGACGCAAAAAAGGCCCCAAAAAGGGGCCUUUUGUGUGGAGUUUUCGCUCGACGGGCGCAGCAUCGCACGGAGCAAGUGUCACAUAAGCUAGAGAUAGGCACAUUUCCUUUAAUAUUCCGAUUAGUAUUUACUAAAUCAUGUAACUCAAUCUCCAACAUAAUAAAUUCUAUUGAUUACUGUGUUUUACUUAAUCUGUGUUUUCAGUAACUGUGUUAAACUGUGUUAUCAGUAACUCCUAGCAAUGUUUGAAUAAAGUGACAAAAUCUCCAACAAUUUAACACUGAA